CUAUCGUGAACGCGUAAGCCUAGGCUAGCGCCAGUCUUCUUCUGCCGGGCAAUCCAACAUGGCGGCCACGAGUGCCAUUUGUGCACUUCGAGGAUCCGCGAAAACCUACCCUCUCUGCCGGGCUGCAGUAUUGUCGAGACUCCUCUCAGGGUCUACUAAAAAUGCAAACAAGACACUGGUAAAAGAAAGCACAACAGAAGAUGAGCACUCACCAAGGGACCCACUGGCAGUACUCAAGGCACUGGCGUCGACUGUCGAACCAACUGCGCUGGCCCCACCCAAAGAGUUAUAUGAAGACGUCUUACUCCUACCAAGGACCCCAAGAAAGAGGGAAGAAUGCAAGGCAGCUAUGAUGUCUGGUAGAAAGGCAGCUGAGUUUGUCAUCAGUAGAUACCCUCAGCUUUUCCCUAUGCGAAAACCAGAGCCAGCAUGGCCAAGACCAGAUCCACAAGUCCUGGAUAUUCAGGAGGAAGAUGAUUUAAAGUCACUAAUAACUCAAAUGAAACCUCAAGAAGCAAUUGAAGCAUAUGAGAAACUCCUGGAGUUAGGAGUAGCAAUAUCUUUAGAGACACAAAAUGAUUUGCUGGACCUGGUAGCUUUCUUUGGGGUGUCAAACAUCACUACUGAGGAGGUUGAGAAAGCAAGUGAGGAAUCCUCAUCAUCAUCAAGUUCUGAAUCCUCUGAUGAAAUGGAAUCAUCAGACGAUGAACCUGAGGUUAUCCUUAAAGAUCGGUAUGAGAACACAUGGAGCAUGGACAACUAUGCAGAGCAACUUUUUAGCAAAAUGGAAACAAAAAAUGGACGCACAUACGAGGCGAUGAUUCUAGCAUUGUUCAAGCACAAUAAUUACAAAAGAGCGUUUGAAUUGUAUGAAGAGAUGAGACAGCAAGGGUUUCAAGCUAAUGUCAACACUUAUGCUGUGCUAUUUACUAAAUCCAUGGACCAGUAUGGACGAGGACAGAAGCUGUGGGAAGGCAUAGAGAGACUUAUUGGUGAGAUGAAAAAGGCACCUGCUGUCAAGCCAAAUCUCGUUGUCUAUAAUGAGAUCCUUAAGAUGUGCGGGUUUGUGCCAGACGGAACAGGCAAGGCCAUGAUGGUUUUCAGAGACCUCUAUGAUAAAGGAAUCGAGCCAUCGCUUGGGAGUUACAGUUUGUUGAUACGUGCAGAGUACUAUCUCAAACGGACCAGGGCUGUAGACGAAGGAAUUGAUCCAUCUACCAUCGACCUCCCCAACAAUACAUUACUACAGAACAUUAUCACCCACCUGGAGAGUCUUCCAGCUUUCCCAGAGAUGCAAAGCUACUCAGACGUGAAAUUCUUCAACACAGCUAUUGGAGCUGCGCUUUACUGCCGGGAUGCGAAUGCUGCACACAGACUUCUAGCACUUGCACACACAAACCCAACCAAGUACCUUGGGCCCAAACGAGGGCAGUUCUACGCCACAUUCCUAGCAACACUGGCACGAUCAGAAGAAAAUCCCGAAUUGACAUAUAGAAUGUACAAGGAACUAGUCCCCUCCAAACUCUUGCCUCAGCCGUGGGUGUAUGCAGAGCUACUGCGCAUGGCAGAGAAGGCCAGGCUGCCAAGGCUCGUCCCGCGUUUCUAUGACGAUAUGAAGCGCUACCGUACCCCUCUGGAGCAAAGUGUGUGCAGAGGAAUAUUUUCAGCGCUGAGCAGAAAAACUGAAGUCAAGCAUUACAAGGAAUAUGUUGAUAUUAUGACAGAUGUGUUCUUCUGGAUGAAGAAAUUCAACAUCCCGGUUGAUGGCUUCAUGAUCUCCCAACUUGUUCGCCAACACUCAACUGUUGGACAAAUUGAGCAGGCCUGGAAAGCCUUUGAAAUGUUCGACGAGCUCAAGCUUGUACCAACGUAUACCGCGUUAACAGGUCUCUUGCAGUGCUGCAAACUGCGUAAAGACGCCCGUCAGGCGGUGAGAGUUUUUGAAAUGAUGGCAGAGAAUGGCUAUGGCAUCCAUAUGCGCAAGCGCAGUGACGUGUUUGAAGCCACGCAAAUGCAAUUAGCAGAAAGAGUACGUAUAAACAAGCUUUUUGAGGACUUUUCCAAACUCGAUGAUCAACGAACGGCCAUCAGAAACCAACACAUGCUUAAGAAAUCCCGCGAGGAGGAGCCAAUCGAUGGAAGCUCUGUCUAGAGGAACAGACACGUGCCUUUACGUCCUUUUACGAAAUGUACACGUUGUCGCGUGCUAAUGUAAAAAUACUGUUAAUAAACAUUAAUUAGAAAAUA
Molecule: messenger RNA, 2247 nt
Organism: Nematostella vectensis (starlet sea anemone)
Lineage: Eukaryota; Metazoa; Cnidaria; Anthozoa; Actiniaria; Edwardsiidae
Product: pentatricopeptide repeat domain-containing protein 3, mitochondrial
Exons: 31
Coding region: 59-2152 (697 amino acids)
Biological process (GO): mitochondrial translation
Cellular component (GO): mitochondrion
Molecular function (GO): ribosomal small subunit binding; protein binding; rRNA binding
Source: RefSeq, a predicted model, not a curated record